Messenger RNA from Sinocyclocheilus anshuiensis, 1613 nucleotides. RefSeq names its product NADP-dependent malic enzyme, mitochondrial-like. The transcript has 13 exons. The record is from RefSeq and is a predicted model, not a curated record. Gene Ontology annotation, biological process: pyruvate metabolic process; malate metabolic process. Gene Ontology annotation, cellular component: mitochondrion. Gene Ontology annotation, molecular function: malate dehydrogenase (decarboxylating) (NADP+) activity; NAD binding. The coding region runs from base 174 to 1613 and encodes 479 amino acids. NCBI's taxonomy places the organism in Eukaryota, Metazoa, Chordata, Actinopteri, Cypriniformes, Cyprinidae.
AAUCGAGAGCGUUGGGGAAGCUAAAGUGUCAAUGUAAACCUGGAUCGUUUCUAUCAGUCGAUUACAACAUCAUCUACAGAUAACGCGAGUCAGUGGAGACAGGCAGCAGCUCAGCGUUUGGAUUAAACCUAGUGAAGCAGAAGCUGCUGGUGGAUUAGCUGUUCUCAGGAAUCAUGAACUCUCUCUCGGGUAAGAGUGUGCUGGCGCUGUGCAGGGUUUUCUCCAGUCCCCUGUCGCUCCCUCCUGCUAUCGUAGGGGCAGUGAGGGUCUGUCACUCAGGCGUGAACUCCAAGGGCAAGGUGUUCACCAAAAAACGAGGCUAUGACAUCACCAGGAACCCCGACUUGAACAAAGGGAUGGCGUUCACCAUGGAGGAGAGGUUACAGCUGGGUAUCCAUGGCCUGCUGCCUCCCUGUUUCCUCUCUCAGGAUGUCCAAGUGCUUCGUGUUAUGAAGAGCUACGAGACACGCAGUAACCCUCUCGAUAAAUACAUAUUGCUGAUGACACUGCAGGACAGAAAUGAGAAGCUUUUCUAUCGUGUGUUAACCUCUGACAUUGAAGAAUUCAUGCCUAUCGUCUACACUCCUACUGUGGGCCUGGCCUGCCAACAGUAUGGCCUUGCUUUCAGAAGACCAAGAGGGUUAUUUAUCACUAUCCAUGACAAGGGGCAUAUUGCCACCAUGCUGAACUCAUGGCCGGAGGAGGACAUUAAGGCCAUAGUGGUGACGGAUGGAGAACGAAUCCUGGGAUUAGGAGACCUGGGCAGCUAUGGAAUGGGGAUCCCAGUGGGCAAACUAGCUCUGUAUACAGCAUGUGGAGGAGUGCCACCUCAGCAGUGCCUGCCUGUGCUGCUGGAUGUGGGCACUGAUAAUCGGACCCUCUUAGAUGAUCCCUUGUACAUCGGCUUAAAGCACAAAAGAGUGAGGGGCAAAGAAUACGAUGACCUCAUUGAUGAGUUCAUGCAAGCUGUCACCGACAAGUAUGGGAUGAAUUGUCUAAUUCAGUUUGAGGAUUUUGCCAACAGCAAUGCCUUCCGUAUUCUCAAUAAAUACCGCAAUCGUUAUUGCACCUUUAAUGAUGAUAUCCAGGGCACAGCUUCUGUUGCUGUUGCUGGGGUCCUUGCUGCUCUUAAGAUUACAAAGAAUAAACUCUCUGACCACAAGUUCGUAUUUCAGGGAGCAGGAGAGGCCGCCUUGGGAAUUGCUCACUUACUGAUAAUGGCCAUGGCCAAGGAAGGUGUACCUCAUGCUGAGGCUGUCAAGAGGAUUUGGAUGGUGGAUUCUAAAGGCUUAAUUGUCAAGGGCAGAAGUCAUCUGAACCAUGAGAAGGAAGAAUUUGCCCAAGAGCAUCCACACAUAAAGACACUAGAGGAAGUGGUGGAAACCAUCAAGCCCACAGCUGUCAUUGAAAAACUACUGAAUGUCUACCAAAGAUUUGAUGUCAUUAAAUUUAUUGUGGACCAUGCCUACAAACAGGGCAUUGCCUCCUGGUACCCUGAACCCAAAGAUAAAGAGGCCUUUGUUUUAUCCCAAGUCUAUAGCUCUGACUACGACUCCUUCACUCUGGAUCCAUACAGCUGGCCCAAGGAUGCCAUGAAAGUUCAGAACGUGUAG